AAUAUGCUUAUAGACGUGAAAUCACAGAGGCUGUUGGUCUUCCAAACAUUCCUGUUCAUCCAAUUGGAUACUAUGAUGCACAAAAUCUCCUGGAGAAAAUGGGUGGGGCAGCGCCGCCAGAUAGCAACUGGAAAGGAAAUCUCCACGUGCCCUACAAUGUUGGACCUGGCUUUAUUGGCAACUUUUCUACAAGAAAAGUCAAGAUGCACAUCCAUUCUAACAACAAAGUGACAAGAAUAUACAAUGUGAUUGGAACUCUCAGAGGAGCAGUAGAACCAGACAGAUAUGUCAUUCUUGGAGGUCACCGUGACUCAUGGGUGUUUGGUGGCAUUGACCCUCAGAGUGGAGCAGCUGUUGUUCAUGAAAUUGUGAGGAGUUUUGGAACACUGAAAAAAGAAGGAUGGAGACCUAGAAGAACAAUUUUGUUUGCAAGCUGGGAUGCAGAAGAAUUUGGUCUUCUUGGUUCUACUGAGUGGGCAGAGGAGAAUUCCAGACUCCUUCAAGAGCGUGGUGUGGCCUAUGUUAAUGCUGAUUCUUCUAUAGAAG
This is a messenger RNA of Odobenus rosmarus divergens (Pacific walrus), 546 nucleotides long. Its product is annotated as glutamate carboxypeptidase 2-like. The transcript has 6 exons. The record is from RefSeq and is a predicted model, not a curated record. The annotation marks the transcript as partial. Gene Ontology annotation, molecular function: carboxypeptidase activity. NCBI's taxonomy places the organism in Eukaryota, Metazoa, Chordata, Mammalia, Carnivora, Odobenidae.